This is a messenger RNA of Talaromyces atroroseus, 1065 nucleotides long. RefSeq lists its product as hypothetical. Gene Ontology annotation, molecular function: transcription coregulator activity. Gene Ontology annotation, biological process: regulation of transcription by RNA polymerase II. The transcript is spliced from 2 exons. The coding region runs from base 1 to 1065 and encodes 354 amino acids. The record is from RefSeq and is a predicted model, not a curated record. NCBI's taxonomy places the organism in Eukaryota, Fungi, Ascomycota, Eurotiomycetes, Eurotiales, Trichocomaceae. Gene Ontology annotation, cellular component: mediator complex.
AUGCCGCAUACCGGAGUCUACUUCAUCCCCUCCAGUCCCAGUGCACCGCACAUCCUGGGCCCUCUCACAGAGCGCCUGCGAUCCGUGUACGGCGACCAAGCCAUCCCAAUUGGACGCUGGGGACUAGAGCACAAACUCAUGAGAGACACGCCCUCCUGUCUCCCCGCAUCAGCUCACGCGCCCAAUCCAGCACCCUCAAAAGCGCGCUAUGUGCAGUUCUUGUCGAUGACCAACUAUCCCAAACUGGGCUUCAUAUAUGCCUCUGAGGAUGACAACGACGGCAAUGAUCCUGUAGCACAGCAGCAAACUGCCUCUGGCAUGAUCAUGUCUACUGUACCAAUCCCCUCAGCGGCGGAGAUAUUUCGCCAUUUCGUGCGCAACUGCGAGCCUAUUUGGUGCCAUCGACACACGGUCACGGUAACCGGCACGGUGUACGAUGUCGGUGACUUUCGGGUGCGAUUGGGAGAACUGCGGCAGAUGCAGCCUCAGGCGAGAGUGAGAGGUACGAUUAUGGAGAUUGAAUGGCGAGGACCGUCGGUUAUCACGGCUGCGUUGUCAUCGACUUUUCUAAACAGCCACAAGGCUAAGAAUGAUCCCGAUAACGACCUCGCACCAAUUGCAGAUACGAUGGACAUCGACGCCAAAAUAGAAGAAGCAGCAGAAGAAACACCCUACAUCCCCACCGAAGCCGAAAUCAACACCGAAUACACCCAAAUCGCACAGCUCAUCCGCGACUUCUGGGCCCAUCUCGCCAUCACCCAGCACAUCAUCGCAGACACAAAACAGCAAGCGGCAAUCCGCGAAUCCAUCCUGGUAGCUGACGUGGGCCGCGAGGUGAAAAUCAAACUGAGUCAGCGACGGUCUCCCGCAGAAGGGGGAGUCAAGUGGCAGGAGCGCGAGAUUAGACGCCGGCAGAAACGACGCGAGGCGAUUGCGCUGGAUAGAAGUUGGGGUGGUGGUAGUGGCAUGUCGCAACAGCAGCUACAGGAAGAUGAGGAAGAGGAGUUGGAGGGAGGCGUUGAUCUUGCCAGACAGUAUAUGGAACUUUUCCGGUUUAGUCGGUAG